Molecule: messenger RNA, 1713 nt
Organism: Malassezia restricta
Lineage: Eukaryota; Fungi; Basidiomycota; Malasseziomycetes; Malasseziales; Malasseziaceae
Product: poly(A) RNA binding protein involved in nuclear mRNA export
Exons: 1
Coding region: 1-1713 (570 amino acids)
Biological process (GO): poly(A)+ mRNA export from nucleus
Cellular component (GO): nucleus
Molecular function (GO): protein binding; RNA binding
Source: RefSeq, a predicted model, not a curated record
AUGCCAAAGCGAACGCACAAACCGCUCGUCUCGCGGGCUUUACGUGGGGCGGGUCUGAUGGAAGAUGAUUCCAUGACGGUCGACGAUGAUGGUCAGAUUGGUGAGAGCAUGACGCGUGCCCAGCGCCGGAAAAUGGCACGAUCAGAUCCGGCGCAUGGCGGUCGACGGGGCGCAGUGAAUCGCAAGGCCGCUAUGAAUGUGAACAGCGGGAUACGACCGGCGAAUGCACGAAAAGGUGCAGUGCUGGGCUCGCAUGCUUUGACCAAAGCGUCAGACGUGUCGCCCAAGACGAACGUUGUCGAGACGCUGCGACGUUUUCUUACGUCGCGCUGGAAUGCAUCCAUGAACCUGCUCAACCUCGAAAACAUGCAGCAAGAUGCUAUUUUAUCUGAAGCAAAUAUAGUGCCGCCUGGUGCGCCUGGUGCUCAUCGUGAUCUUGGCACGGCGCUGUGGAAACUCAGUGCAGACAUGUUCCCCACCCUCUCGACUCUGUCCCUGGCAGGAAAUGCAUGGACAAACCUACAGCCCCUCGCUUUGCUUGGACAAUAUAUCCCGAAACUCGCAAACUUAUCGCUUGAGCGCAAUGACCUACGCUGGGUGCGUGAUCUUGAUGUGCUCGUCACCAAACGACAUGGUUUGCAUGCCCUGCAAGAGCUGGUGUUAUUAGGAAAUCCACUCCAACAAAACGCUGUGGAAGGUGGCAAUGAAGAUGGAUACCGCCGCGAUGUGCUGGUCAAGUUUCCGGACCUACGUAUUCUUGACAUGAAGCCGGUCAUGGACGUCGAGCGCGGCUUUUCGCAAUUGUUUCAGGGCCGCGGUCACAAAAAGGCUGGGCCUGAAGCGUCACAGGUGCCGCUCCGGCACUUUUGUGUGCAGACGCGACCUGGCUUUGUGGAUGGCGAUGCCAAGCAGGUCGUGCCUGAGUUUCUCUCCCUGUAUUUUUCAGCCUAUGACCAGGAUCGCACGCGUCUCGGACCUGUGUACAGCUCGAAUGCGCGGUUCACAUACAGCAUUAAUUCGAGUCCACCACCACGAGCGCGUGCGGAGCGACUGAUGCAUACCAUGCCGCACCAAAAGGAUUUGACAUUUGACAAGUACAUCGAGCUGGGCUCACGAAAUUUGAUGCGCACGCACAAUGUCAAGCCGCUGUUACGAAGUAUGCACUAUGGCGGAGAAGCCAUCGUUGCAUUUCUUAAGAGGUUACCCAUUACGAUGCAUCCUUUGCACGAUGCGAGCAAGUUUGUCGUGGACGCAUGGCUGCUGCCGAACGUCGAUGUCAAGGCUCAGACGAGUGCAACAGAGCGACCAGAUGCGCUUCUUUUUAUCAAUGUGCAUGGCGAGUUUUGCGAGGCACCCUCUCAAGGCAUCCGAUCCUUUGACCGUGUCUUCGUAGUGGCGCCCGCGCCUCCCGCGUCACCAGCACAGCAGCUAGGCUGGCCGUGUGUCAUUGUGAGUGAUAUGCUGACCCUACGGCACUAUUCACGCGAAUCAGCGUUCCAGCCAAAUGCCUUGCCGAUGGGCCCCUCCGCAGCGCCGGGUCUGACACCCGAGCAGCAUGCCAUGUCGUUGGAGCUCUCGGCGCAGACCAAGCUGACGUACCCAUAUGCCGUGCAGUGCCUCGGGGAGAAUGGUUGGGACAUGACGCGUGCUGUCAACGUGUUUGCCUCGCUGCAGGCGGCCGGCUCGAUUCCAUCCGAGGCCUUUGCCACAUAG